AUGAUUCAUAACAAUAAAUUGUGGUGAGAAAAAAAAGUUGUAAGGUGUCAUAUUUAAACAACUUUUACAUUAACAAGCCGGUCGAAGUGAAGGUCUGAGAUAUACAACAUCAUGUAUCAGUUCUCAACAAUACUGAAUCCUGAUCUUGGUAAAUUAAAUAUGAGAUUUCAAGACCUAAAAAUUGUCUUUGUGAUAAAACAACAAUCUCUGAUCUUUGGUUUGGGACUUUUUUUUUUUACCUCGUAAACAUCUUGUAAAACACUUUAAAACAACUUUUUAAAUGCUUUGUUUUAUUAAAAGAAAAAUCAGAUUCCUCCUCAAAGACCUGUGACUGCCACGGUCUGAUGGGGGAUUAAUUGUCCAGCCAAUCACAUCCUGAUUGUUAAACCACAUCCAGCUGUGGCUCACAUGAAGUGAAUUUCUUUUCAACGUGAACUCCUCCUGAGCUCUCUGAUUCUCAGGUAUUCAUCCUGCUGAACGUGUUCCAGGUGAGGUGCAGCCCUCUGUCAAAUGUAUAGGCGAAAAAAAAAGUAUUUUUUAUGUCACUGGCUUCAUGAGAGACAGAUGAGAAAUCUCUAUCAGUGAAUCAUUGAAUCAACACAGCCUGAGCCAAAAACAGUACGACAGCUACUGAGUGUUCAUACAAGAACAUUUGACCUUGUCUUUUAGUUUUUAUGACAUUUUAAACAUAAUAAUUGAAUCCAUUCAGAUGGACUGAAUGUAAUAUCCAUUUAUCUUUUCUUGUUUGUUUUGUAAAAGACUUUCAGAGUGUCUGUAUGUUUUUUUUUGUCACAAGUAUAAACACAGACAAUUCCCGGAGUAAUAAGACGUCAGAGUAUGUAAAAGGACAUUCUGAGGGCGCUAAACCUGUUGUGUGGGUUCAUUUAACAAGCUAUGAGUAUAUAAACAGGGUAGCAGCUACAAUAAACACUACCAGGUACAAAAACAUUUGGCUCCCUGUCAAAAGAAAAAUCUGACUACAGCACCGUGUCUUUAUGAAGUUGCAGGCAGCAGUAUUUAGCAUGGCAAAAAGAUCAUAAAUAUGGGGUAGCUGAUAGCAAAAGUUGUAGACUCCACCUCUAAACACUCCUUUGCUCGCUACCAAAACUGGUUUUCACUUUUUUUAGUUAAAAAAGUUUGUGAGGAAGUUCACCAGGUAACCAAAAAAAAGCUUAGUUUGAUGAGGAAAAGUCUACUAUACAGCCACAGGAAUCCAGCACACAUAAUUUCCCUGUUUUAAAGGGGAUCACCACAAAAUGUAGAUGUUAUUUCUUUGCAGUAAGACUUCACAAAGGGUGGUUAGCUGGUCCUUUCUUAUCAUUAUAGCUAGGCCAAGCCAUCCACAUGCUAGAUUUACAUAUUACAAACAAAAGUGACACUCAUCUUAAUAUCAAACCUUUAAGAAGCCAGCCUUCGUAUUUCAUUGAAUUGAUUGUAUGAAAUAAAUGAAUACAUUCAUACAUUAACUCCAUUUAUCUUUCUUGAUAAGGAUACAAACCCCUGAAGGAUACCACAAAUUGAGCAGCAGAAAUAAGUAUAAUGAUACAAAUGGUUCUUCCUCAGCCUAAACUACGCGUCUCACAUUACUGCAAUUUAUAGUCAACAUUCCUUCAAUGGCCCGUGUAAGCUUACAGUCUACGUUUAAUCCAAUGUUUUGAGAACAAAUCCAGUUUAGCUUCUCGGGUAUCAGUUUUCAGUAGCACCUGUCAAUUAAAAGCUUUGUCCUGCUGUGUAGUAUGUUUAUAGAGGGAUUUAGGGCAUUGACAAAAUUCCAGUGGCGUGCAAUAUCCUUUAUCUGGAUUGUGCUUUUGUAUAUAUGUGUUAAGUCUUUCAUUACUGAAGACCGCAAUACAGGUGUCAAAUGUCACUUCCUCUCUAAAGGGCUAUAAAGGAGAUAAUGGUGUUUGAUGAUCAGAUAAUUUUUGUAAAGUAACUUAUGUUUGAAAACUGUGAUACUCCAAAAAUAAAUUAGAAGUUAUUGAAUUAACAGAAAGGACUCCGUCACAGUUGACAUUCACAGGUGCAGCUCAAGAAAUUCAAACUUUGGUCCUUAGUUCUGAUAGAAAAGGAACUGGACAGACCUGCAGCAGCAGAGGACCUGACACCCCAAAUCCUUAGACUCUAAAAAAAGCCUCACAUUGGACAUAUGGAUUCAGCACCUCCUAAAUGAUCGUCUCCUGGAUAACUGUCAAGUCAACAGUUUUUCCUCAUAACAGAUCCCUAUUGAUGCAGUCUGAAUAGUGAUUUAUUCAAACCUGUUACGUGCACCUGUGCGAUCAUUUAACCAGUACCUGUGCUCACCUGGAUUAAGAUGCUGAUAUUAGAAUCAAUAAUGAAUCAGAUCAAAACUGCUAUUGUAUUUUAAUUGAGGUCCAAACAUUGACUAAAUGUUACAUGAAUAAGUUUCAUGAAUAUAUAUAAUGUCUUUAUUAUGGAAACCUUUUUGUUCCAUGUCAUUAAACAGGAACAGGAUUUAUCUGGCUAACUUUGCUUUGUAAACCCCCUUCACAAGAUCAUUGGCUGGCUCCAAACACCUGUAUUUUGAUCCCAAUGUCCUAACAAAAGAGACCUGUGGACGGGUUACGUGUCACCCCCAUGACAAUUUAGUGAUGUAUACAAGAAAGCCCCCUCCCUCCUAUUGUUUGUCACCUCCUGCUCUAUAUCACGAACUAGGAACACACUGGGGGACUUUUUCGACCUCUUCUCGCUGGUGGACUUAUUCAGUAGCUGAGGGUGGGUUUGAGUAUUACAUCUUUUAACCUCAUAUAUUUUCAGGCAAAGAUCUCCAGGCCUGGACAGUAAGGUAAGAGCACCUUGAGGAUUCCUCUUGAUGAUUGUUGACAUUGUAGUUGUGUAUAUAUACCAGCUUAACACCACUGAGGUAAAAUAACUGUUUUAACAAUGGGAGGGAUCAUAGUUUACAAAAUGGGAUGUGGCAGGUCAUCAAAGUAAUGCUCUGAAAUAGGUGCAAAGCAGUAAGUCCAACUUGUGAUUAAUAACAGGUCUCCCCCACUUCAAAGAUGCAUCUCUCCUCUCUUGUGCUGUGCCUGUGUUUUGGAGUUCUGGUGAAAUGGGGUAAGUAAAAUCUUUUUUUUUUCUUUUUAAGUGAGAUGGAUGUAAAUGUAGAUGAGCUCUUUCUCUCCCAAACACAAAGUCACACAGGUGGUUUUAAAAUUGCCAAAGCAACUCUAAGACAGUGAAAUAUCUUCGAUCAAACUUCAGCUGGAAGCUUUUGUCCAACACACCAAGAGAAAAUCUCAGAUCAGAUCAGACCUUAAGAUAAACAAAAUAAGUGGCGUAUUGUGGUUUAAAAUCCUACUCAACAUGGCACUCAGUCUUUGUUUUUGGUAUUAUAACUGAACACACAAUUAUGGGCAGCGUUUUGCUGUGAAAGCUGAUCUUUGUGUUUGCUACAUACAUAAAAGUGCUGUUCACUAUUUUCCAGCUGGGCUUCCCUGAAGGUCAAACGAUAAAUCUGAGAGCUUUAAACAUGACAAGUGUCAGUUAAAAAUUCAUUUUCUAACAUUACACCUCCUGAAUUUUUCCAUAAUGUUACAUAGUGUUAUAUUUUUACAUCUGAAAAUUUUUUUUACUUGCUAAUUAUCAAGGAAUUUUCAUUUCAUUUCUAACAAAGCUGUGCUUGUUAGUUAAAGGCACUAUGAGGAGUCUUUUAACAGAGUUUGAAAGUAGUUGAUUCCUACACUAAUGCGUCUUCAUGACUUGGGUGUCUGUCAGCUGUCAGCUGUUUUAGGACCAAAAAAGUGCAGUUUGGUUUGCCGAGUCAUGUCAGUGGAGCAGACAGUUAAGUUGUCUAGUAGUCAAAGAUGACAGGUUGACCAACUCCCAUCUGUCUGCUGCAGACAAGUUCCUGUCAAAUAAAACUUUUCAAAGCUACUGUGAGGAGUUUGUGAUCAGCUAUGAAAGAGACUGAAAUGAAGCGAGAUACGUCUCCACUGCCAAAAUCAACAGAGUUAAAAGGUUCCUCAAAGGCAGCAAGAAGCCCUAGAAAAGCUGGACGCCUAUCAGUUAAAGCUAACAUAAGCUUGAGAUACACAGCAUCUGACAGAAGUAACCUGCGCUGACAAACAGAAUAAAUCCCGCUCAUUCAGACCAGCCCUUUUCUUCAAUUCUUUUCCUUUGAUUAUUAUCUUCAAUCUUGGGCAAAACCAUGUUACACUCGUCUUCUACUGGAGGCUGCCACAACAAGUUUUUGUGCUUUACAUUACGGAAGCAUGAUCAUCAGCUGCAGGGGCGUAGUGAGUAGAUGGAAAAGAAAGAAGACUCCACAGUCACACGGUGUAGUCUUUCAGCUGCUGUCAUCUACAGAGUCAUUUCAGUAGUCUGACUUUUGACAAAACUUCUGUUACUGCACUAUAUGAUGAAAGCUGUCAAAAAACUAUUCUGAAAACGGCAAAGCUCCCACCAUGCUGAGAAGAUGUGCGUAAACUAACACUACUAUUUGCCAUACCUUUUCGGCUCAACGCUGAUCGUAUGUGCCAUAAAUCACUCUUUUCUUCUUGUGACUAAAACAUACUCUAUAGAUUGAAUGUCUUCACUCACUUAACUAAUAAUAGUCCUUGCAAAGUUCAUAGUUUUAUUUCAUAGAGUAUCACUUGACUGUUUCUGUUCCAGCUGCUGGCAGUGAUUGGUGCUACACUGGCUGUGGUGAGUAAAGACGCCAUUUUCGAAUCAAACCAGUAGUAGUCUACUUUAGUUUACAAGUGUGAAGAGCAUUUCCAACUUUUACAGAGCACACUCCCAGUCAUUGGCAAGAAAUGCCUGGAACUUCCUGUGGAGGAAAGAGGCAGUCUCCUAUCGAUAUCGACACGCACCGUGUCAAGACCGACCCCGCACUGCUUGACUUCACUUUAGCCAACUUCUCCUCGCAGCAUGCCAUCAAAUCCAUCAAGAUUACAGGACACACAGGUGAAGAAACUGAGACCUUUUGUUUUUUUUUCCCCUCUUCUUAAUGUUUUUAAUGUUUGUGACUGAAGGCCUAAAAUAGCGCUGGACUCUUCUGUCCUCCUCGCACACAGUGAAAUGUAUUUUAGAGGAAAAUGAAGUGAAAGUGAGCGGAGGCAACCUUAGUGGAUCAUACUCUACGAUUCAGUUUCACCUUCACUGGGGUGAUACAGAACAUCAUCUAGGUUCAGAGCACUCGAUUGAUGGGCACAAGUAUCCAAUGGAGGUAAAGCAUUAAUCUACAUUGAUUCUUUAGGUAAUGUGCCACUCCUCUUUACAAUCUUAUACCUCCAUGUUUCAUGUUUUCACUUCAUGCAAUCUCUUGUAGAUGCACAUCGUCAGUUUGAAGGAAGGAGUGGAGAAGCCCACAGAGGAUUCCCAGGGGAUUGCUGUUCUUGGGUUUUUUAUAAAUGUAUGUCCCCAAUUUUAAAAAGCACUAUUGAAAAGAAGGUACAGUGACUUCUAACUUCUUGUUAAAAAGGUUGAUAUAGUCUAAGACAUUGCUACAACUUGCUAUCUUUGAAUACCUGAAUAUGUACUAGUGGAGGUUUGUUCAAUGGAGGACUUCUACAUUCUGCCUAUCGGAACAAUAUAUCUAUACAUUAAUUUUAGGUGGGUCUAUGUCUUGCGCAUAAAAAAAAGUCAAAGGUUAAACAGAAAAUGUUAGGAUUAAAAUAAUCAAACUAUGAGACCAUUAUGGAAUAAUUUCAUGCAUCUUUUUACUAUGUUUCAACUGUAAAGAGUUGCAAAAUCGGUAGCCAAAUCUGUAAAUUUUCAAUCUAAUGAAUAAUGUGAGCAAUGACAGAUGUAAGCAAGAUAUUUUAUUUUGGUGGCCUGUUUUUCCAUAACUCAUAUCAAAGAUAUGGCUCAAUUUUCAGUCGACUAGAUAGAAAUUUGAGAAGUCAACUUUGUGCACUUAUCAAGACUUUUAGACACUGACAUUACAUGUGAAUUAUCAGAAACAUCAGGACAUGGGCAACACCUUCAAGUAACAACAGUACAAUAUCAGCCCAAAACGAGGGAAAAGGUGCCUUGUGUUAACAGAACAACUGUAUGUUUCCUCCCUUUAGGCAACUGAGGAUGGGAACAUGACAGGGUCAUGGGGCAGUCUCACAUCUUACCUGACAGAAGAUACAGGUACAUGCUUGACAUUUCUCAAAAAGAAACAAGGAUCACAUCUGAAUCAAAAUAAGGGCUAAAUAUUUUACCAGCAACAUGGGUGCCCAUGGACACACCUGAGACUCGUGAGUCCAUGUAUGACAAGACAAAAAAAACAGUCACACUUAGAUUUGCAUAAUUGCAAUGUAAAAACAAGUCACUCUGCUGCUCAGACAAGUUUUCCUUUAUGUUCUACGGUUGGUAAUCAUGAUCAUUCAUUAAAAAGGCUUAGUUAUGAUCAUUUAUUAAAGACCGGUUGGAUCAGGUAAGGCUGGUUGUUGUAGAUGAUGUUGUGACCCCUGAAUGUGCCUUUUUUUUUGUCUCUGACAUCUCUUCACAGAAAUAGGCACAGAGGUAGAUUUUAACCACAAUGUCUCUCUUGCUGACCUGAUUGGGAGUGUAAACCUCACAAAGUUCUACCGCUACAUGGGCUCCCUGACCACACCCAACUGCAGCGAAGCAGUGGUUUGGACAGUCUUUCAAGAGCCGAUCAACGUCAACAAAAAACUGGUGAGUUUUCUUUGCAGGGUUAGAAGAAUAAAGAGCAAGUCGUAAACUAAGGUCUUGUUAUGAUAGUAAGAGAGGCCAAAAGCAAUCUUACAAUCCUACCAGCUUUAUUGGUGAAUGUCACCUGCUCCUUCAAACACGUCAAAGAUCUACCAUUGUGUUUACACACAAAAAGGCCAUAGACAUAAAAUAUCAAUGUGUUCCAAUAAAAGGUGAGCAAAUAAAAAAACAGGGAGCUUAAAGAUGGUAAUGAAAAACACUUUGACUGUACCCUUACUUGCAAUCUCAUUCAGCUUCAUGUACUUAUACAUGUCAAAUAAUAAUUACCCAGAGUGCCACUGGCCUGGUAGGUUAAGUGCACACCCUAUGUCCUAGUCACAGGAGUCUAGUUUUUUUUUCUUUGCUAUUGUCAUUUUCUGCAUGUCUUCACCCACCAUCUAUUCUCCACAUUUCCUAUAUUCCUCCUGCUGUCUUCUCAAAUGGAGGUAAAAACCGCGAAUAAAGUUUGAAAGUCUCCUUGGAGGUUGUUUAAAUGAAAAUCGAUAAAGGAAAAGUCAUGUCAGCUGAAAAUAACAAUUACCUUUGAAUUAUCUCCAUAGGGGAUCAAUAAAGUUCUUAUCUUUUAAUGUAUUGUGCUCCUUUUUCUUUAGACCAAGCAUUAAAGAAAAGAGUUAUAGGUAAAAGCUGCACUCCGGAUGUUAAACCUCCCUUCAAAUUAAUUCAUUUAUGUUUCAUCUUUAGUUAGCAAGCACGUUAAGAUGCUGCUUCAAGCAGCGAUGACCGAAAGGGAUCUUUCAUUUGAUCUGCAUUGUCGUCAAUCAGACUGACAAGAUGAAAUAUUUAAGAUGUUGGCAUUCGACGCUGUGACAUCGUGACAGCGUUAUUAAUGCCUGACUGAAGUCAACAAGUUAUUCAGACUGAGCUGGGUGGGAAAAAAACUUAACAGAAAGAAAACUGCAUGAAGAUAAGAAUGGGAUGAAUGGUUUUCUUAGGGGUGGGGAAAGUUUUAUCUUAAGUGGACUAACAAAUAUUCAGGUAAUAAUAGAAAAAGUCUAAAGCCACCUCUUCCGUUCAAAGUACAAAUUCCUAGAAUAAUGUAAGUUAAUCAGGCUCUUUCGUGUAUAUUUCAAAAAUUUAAAAUAAAAUAAGACUGAACAUGAUCUUAAACUAAUUUAAAAAGGCUUCACUGCCCAGUGUUUCCCCUUAAGGUAGUGCUCACACCAAGCAUGAUUAAAAUCAAUUGGAUAAGUGAAUUACAUGUAAAGUCAAUACAAAGACACGAUUAGACUUGCAUUCUACUAAGACGAAGAAUGACAGUACUCACAAAGUGAGCGGAUCACGUCAUUAAGUUGUGUCGCGUAUAGCACGCUACUCACUUCAAUCGCCUAGUAGUGAGAGUUAAAAAAUCUCGACUUAAGCGAAUGUUCGCACCACAAUAGCCAAUAAGCAUAAAGAUACCCUGGUAACAUUUUUACUUGCAUUUGGUGUAAACAUGACAUUACAGCUCAGUUGCCCUCGUAUACUCUUUUUGGAGUAUUUUAUUGAUGUCAAGUCUGCAUAUAAAAGAGAUAAUCUGAGUUAAAAGUGGACUUGGAGUGGCAAAAUCUUUAAUUUGUCAUAUAUAAAAAUUCUAGUAGUAGGUCUAAAAAAGUAGUCUUUAUUGUGAAAAUGUAUGGUAUGGACUUUAUUGUCAUUGCACUUGUGCACAACAGAAUUGCAUUUAAGGAUGGGGAAAGUACACACAAGAGGGAGGGAGAGGAGGAGGUAAAAAAAAAGAGACUGCUCUCAUUAAUAUGAGUGCAGUGAAAAAAAAUAAAAUAGUUGUACAAAACAACUCGUCAUGUACCAUGACAGUGUUCAAGGAGUAUCUUACUUGACGUCUUCACCAGAAAACCUGAAAGUUUCCAAAAACCUAUAGUGAGUGGAAUUUCAAAGGGGAAAACAGGUAGCUGCUAAUGGAGGGGAACGUCAGCAGACACAGGGGCAGGGACUCACUGGUAGUGUACGUGCAAGCAUCUGCUUUGUCAGACAUGUUUGGUAAGUCAGACUUGUUUUUAUUUUCUGUUUACUGUAACCACUAGAGAAGCGUUACAUGUGAUGGUGGAAGUCAUGUGUGUGUUGAAGGAUGACAAAUAUGGUUUUCCAUUCCAUCUUAUCUGUUUUAACAACCAGCAGAUUGCAAGAUGCACAUGUCUCUGCAUGUGGCCCAGCAGGUGGAUCUGCAGGUGUAUGACUUUUUGACCUCAACUUCAAAUAACCAGUCUGGAAAAUAUUCUAAACAUUUAGAGGUGAAAAGGAUUGAAAAUAGUUGGUUAUGAUUACCUGCUGGCUGCAAAUAAAUUAAAUGAAAUUCACCAACUGUAAAAGCUCAGAAAUGGUUUUACAGAAAGUAUUAAAAAUGUAUCCUUGAUUUUUGCUGAGUGUUUUUAGUCACCAGGAAGGAGAGAUUUACAUCUUCAGUGAGAAAUGCACUAACCUCAUUGCUCAGGUUUUUCAAAAACUUCCAACUAUGUCAAUUAUUGUCUAAUUAGUUUCCCCUGUGGAAAAAAUUUAAGUCCCUUUUCAGCUGGUUGGAACAGUUAAAAGUGCAUGUGACUCAAAACCUGUUGUGACAGUGAGUUCAGACUACAUAUCAAUCCAUCAACUUGGGGAAAAAAAGGCACAGAAUAGAUUUUGUAUGUAUUUUUUUUUUUUUUAAUGAAACAAAUAAAAUGGAAAAAACAAGGUUUUGUGAUAUUUAGAGUUUUGAAUCAAGCACUUGAUGGCUUAAAUUAAAUGUAGAGCUUCUCACUGUGAGCUUUUAAGUCAGUUGAAGAGUUAAAAUGAGGAAAUGUGACAUAACCUAUUUGCAUCAACGGGUUUUAGGAUUCUCUGUUUUGGCUUAAGGAGCAACUUCUCAUUUCUGUUAUCAUUUUUUCAACAGCUAAUGUUACACCAAUGGCUGAUAUUUACUGCUAUUAUUACUUUUCUAACCCCCCAAAAUUGCUGAACUCAAAAGAACUUUUUAUUAAAUGUAGAUGGAAAAAUGUCUCAGUGAAACAGUGCCACAGCAAAAUUACAUAAUUUUGUCUAGCCUUCAAGAUUGGAAGCAAAAAAAUGCAAGGUAAAACUGUGGUAAAUAGACAGUUGUGUUGAAAUUCAUUGAUGGGCACACACUGAAAUCUCUUAAACAUGGUUAUCUUAGCCAUUUGCAUGAAUAAGAACUUUUUAAUGAAUAACUAAUUAAUGAAAGACAAGUAUGUUGGGUUAUGGUUAAGAUUUCAGAACAUGGUUGAUAUUUCUGUCAAAAGCAAUACUAAACUGCAUCAUUCUAUAAACACUGUGACAGGAUCUGUGUUAAAGACUUGCCAGAUGCUUUUUUAGAUUUGACAGGCUGUCAUCAAGGAUGAGAAACACAUGUCAUUUAAAGAAGAUGGCAGUGACUUUGUGUGGGUGUAUGCCAAUGAGAUGCGGGUUGUUUCCAAAUGCCAUUAAUGGGCCUGGUUAUUAACCAAUCUCUUCUUAUGACAACACUUUCUUUCACGUUGCAAGAUCCCAACAUGUCAUCAAAUCAAACAUCUGAAUCUCCUCUCUUCUUUGAUUUUACCAUUCUUGACUGUUGACAUUUGCCACUCUCUCAAGAUGACAGUAAAUAAGUGUGGGCACAACAGUCUUUUAUAGUUGUUUGACCAACAGACUGAUUGCAUUUUAUGACUGCCUGCUGGUCUGGUGUGCUUAUGUGCAUGUGCAAAAUAAUUUUUUCUGAGACUUUUUUUUUUGUUUGUUUGUUUUGGAUGAUGAAAACUUGCCAAAUGGAGGAUCUGUGUUGUCAUGCAGCACAGGAGCUUCUUGUUUUAAAAAGUAAUGGUCAAUUUACCAAAGGGAGGGAUGAACAAGAGGGCAAUGUUGAAUCUGACCACUAGGUACUGUUAAAUAUUUCCAUUUCUACUUACUCUACCUUGAACACAGCACUUUGUGUACAGAAAUGGUGAGUGCAACUUCAUGGGGAAAUUGCCAAAAGAGUGUCUGGUGAGUCAGAGUCAGUGCCAGACCUAGAGCUUAACAAUCCUGAAAAUGCUGUGUCAAUGAGCUCUUUUAUGGGCGUCACUGCCAUCACAUUUUCUCUGCCUCAGGCCAGAGCAGCCUCAGGACAGACGCUGUGUCAGUUGACUAAUUGACUAACAACUCAGUGUUUUUUUUUUUUUUUUUUUUGGGAGGAACAGUCAAACUUAAUAGCUUGUUAGUUUGUGCCAAAUCAGAACUUUUAAGACAGUAUGUCUCAUACACAAACUGACAACUUCUAGUAGCACAAAGUCAAUGAGGAGCAAAGAAUCUGUGUUUCGUUUAGGUUUCGGUGCAGCUUCAGAGUAUUCUGUUUCUACAGCCUAAACCUGUCACACAGAAAAAAAAACAGGCUAUGUUAAUUUUCCUCCUCUAAUUUUUGUGUGUGAACUGAUACCUCUGCCUGAGGGAAGAAAUUCCACAGGUUUGUGGUUUCUUAGCGUCUGUAUGGACCACACCUAUUUGUUUGCAGGUCUUAAUCUAUCCUACUUUAUGUACUUUCUUCCUUCUCAGAUUGAGAAUAUUCCCAGGGUUACGGGGCUCGCCAAUGUUUUUCGGCCAAUCCAAAAACUUAAUGGACGUCAAGUGUUCGCCUCCCCUGCAACUCCUUUACCCCCAAGUGAGUAAGAAAUCAAACCCAUGAGUAUGUUGGUCUAAUUUGUGACUCUGAAUGUCUUAUUUAUCACUAUUCUUCUUUUCUUAGGCCAUUCUUGGUGCUAUGAUGACCACUGUUGUAAGUAUUCGCAAACUUUUGCACACAAAAAAUGACAAGAGUACAGCUGAUGAAGAAAACUAUAAAAACAGAUUUCAAACUUUUCUGAUUGCCCAGAUUAUAGUCCAUCUAAGUGGCAUUUGAUGCAUGAUGCAUACUGCGGUGGUGAGCGACAGUCACCCAUCAACAUUAAGUCGCUUGACGCCAAGGAGGACAUAGAACUCAAAGACUUUAACUUUACCAAGUUUGAAGAAAAACAUGCAAUCAAAUACAUCACUAAUACAGGACAUGCCGGUAGGUUUGCUUUUAUAUGUCUAUGCAUAUUUGUGUUACUACUCAUGGCAGCAAGCAACAAAUGUUCUCUGGCAAGUAAAACUGUAAUUCCUGAUUUAAAUUAAAAUAUUCAAUGUUUUUGCUUUUUGCCACAAAAAGUCAAAGAAUUUGACAUUAAAGAGGUACUUGUAUUCGUAGAAAAGUACGCUAGUUAGCUUAUGCUUUUACAUUCAAAUUGGAUCAGUCUUUUUGUUUUCUUGUUUGGAGUAGUUUGUUUGCUCUUGUCAAUGAAGACUAAAUAAACCAGCUUAAGUUCAUGCCAUGCUGUCUUCAACUUUCAGUGAAGUGUGUUCUGAAGGAAGAUAUGUUGGAGAUCUCAGGAGGAGGUUUGGAGCACUCCUACAGCACCAUUCAGUUCCACUUUCAUUGGGGCUCUAUGUCACAUGACUCUGAGGGCUCUGAGCACACUGUGGACUCGCACAGAUAUCCAAUGGAGGUAUUUAUGAGCGCAAACAUAUUUUUUCAGUAGUUUGGAUUUGGCCUGAGUUUUGUCAAUGUCAUUAAUUGCCUUUUUGUCCAGAUGCACAUUGUGAACAAGAGAAAAGAUCUGAGUCUGGCGGAGGCCGUCAAGACUCCUAAUGGCUUGGCUGUGCUGGGAUUCUUUAUUGAGGUAACAAGAAGUCCAACUUUGCCACAAGUCUUUAGUCAGUAACCUGGUAUAGUUCACUGUUUGGUGCACUUAGAAAGUCAUCCAAACAGUUAAUGCAAAAAAAAAAACUUGCAUACAACACUCAAAAAUGUAUAAGGGCUUAUGUCCACUUAAAAUAAAGACUAGACAUAAAACUAGACAGACUUAACAGUCACUAUUUAGGAAGGAGAAAAGCAAUGUGACAACUUUAGUGACCUUCUAACACUAAUGAGAAAUCAAUGCUUAAUGUUAAAUUUGAUUGACAUGCUUUGAAAACGAGGUAAAAAUGAGGUUGUGGAAACAGCACUACUAAUAGACACAGGCCCUUACCUAUAAAAGCACUUUGGAUCAACAUUUAUUAACAAUGCGGAGCAAAUAAUGGAUUUAUUCAUUAAUAGAAAAAAAGGUGCUUUGAGAUUACUACUUCAUCCAGCUAGUGUGUGAUCUGGCUUAACAUUAACCUACUUUACCAACUAACUAGCAUAUCUAUAAUCAACUGUGUUUCCAGUCAGAGAGGCCAAACAAGUCACCCACAUGAUUUGCUAUUGACAGUUAGCUGUAGGAGUUUCUAUAUGUGCUGCAAGGCUCUGACGUAGUCAUGGUAUGUGCAAGUUCCUCCAGAGGACAAUACACUUGUCACAUUCCUCCAUACACACACUUAACCCACUUUGACCAGACACCCCCUACUGUACUGGGACUUAAAUCAGGACAGGAAGACAACAUGAAAGAGGUCGUAAAAAAGUCAGUCAACUGCUUAACUGAACAGGUGACAUCGAGUACUGCAACAUACAGUGAGAGACAAGCAUUUUACACACUAUACACACUCUCAGGUAUGAAGUUAUCUUUCAGACAAUAAUUACAGCCUCACCUGGCUGGUUAACGAUGGGGUUCAUGUCUAUAGUAAAGUUUGAUUUUGGGAGUAAGAUGAUGGGAGCAUGGUAGUGACAGUACUCCAUUUGUCAUACAAGUUAAUUACAUAGAAACUUUUAGUACUGCAGCAUUUUUAAAGUCAUUGUCACACAGUGGUAAACCUUUUAUGUGGACAUUUAUCCAUAAAUGUAAAUGCACCUCUUGAAUACCAGUUAUGAUCAUCUGAAUCUAAAUUGAGAUCUGAAGAAGCUACUGAUAUUGGUAUGUUAUCAAAAUAAAAGAAAUAAAUGUAGCCGUUUAACGGCUCACCAGAGGCUGUGAGGAUUAGUGAACUGGAUUGAAAGUGGGUUGUAUAAUUAGGGUGACUAUCAAUCGAUUUACCAUUUUCACUGAAGAGUAACUGGACAGAUUACAAGGAAACAUAAACCCUGGUGAAAUCUGGCCAUAUUCCCAGUUGCAACAACAUGAGUCCAUGUGAUGACAUAUUGGUUGUAGGUCUUUACAGCUCAAAAUAUAGCCAGAGGCUAUACAACUGCUUAAAGUUGCUCUUUUAUCCAGGCAAAAUAAGCAAUUGAACAUAACUUAAAAUGAAUUAGUUCUGGUUUAAAGGUUGUACUCUGACUAAAAACUCUUAAAGAUGCUGCCGUAUAAUCUUUUGUGCACCUUCUAAACAUAUUUCCCAGGCUUCAGAUGCAAGUAAAAGCAGCAGUGCACCACACCAUGACGAGGUAAGGGGUCAAGCUUCCCCAAACAGCUGAAUAUUCUUGACCAUCUAAAGUUUUUUCCCAGCUCUCACUGUGUUUUUAUCUUUAGCCAAGUCCAUCAAAACCAACAUCUGACAUGAAGGCCUGGAAGAAGCUUACUAGUUUCCUUCCACAUAUUAAAAACAUCAGUAAGUAUACACGUUUACUCUCAUAAUAACAUCAGGGACAUGAUGGCUUAUGUUGCAUCGUUCUGCUUUCUUUCAGGCUCAACAUAUAAUGUCACAGAGGAGAUCUCCAUUGAUGAUUUGCUUGGUGAUGUAAAUAGAGCGUCUUACUUUCGCUAUAAUGGCUCUCUGACCACUCCAAAUUGUAAUGAAGCUGUGGUUUGGACAAUUUUUAAGGAGUCCAUCAAGGUGGAUAAAGAUCUGGUAUGUGCCUUUUUACCUUGGUGCUGAAUAUAACCAAACAGUCUUUCAAACAACACCUGAAUAGGGUCUCCAGGAGAUCCAGUAAAAUACUGCAUUAUCAUUGGCUUCAUGGUGUGUUUAUACAACAGUUGCAUCAGAAUUUGCAAUCUUCGUUUUUCAUUUCUGGAGAACUGUUUGUUCCAUUGUCGUGCUAUCUCUGACAAUCACAUAUCAAAAGAAUCGUACAAUGUUGUCAGGGUGUCUUACGUUAAAGUUAGUUUGGCAUCUCUGUUAUUUAUACACGUGUGCAGAUGUCUGAAGAUUUUCAAAAUGAAUCUGUCGCUGAGAUUAAAACCUUAACUUUUAAACAGCACAGUUAAACCAUUCAGAACUAAAGAACUUCUAAUUUCCCUUUUUUAUACAAGCACCUCCUUUUGAGUUGACAAAAAGCGAAUGGAAAAACUCAUUGAAUACAUAAGAAAUCUAGACGUCUCUAUUAAUCAAUAAUGUCCUGUACUCCUUAUUAUUCCUCUAAAAUCACCCCAAACACACAAAAAACCCAACUCAGUGAUCAUCUGUCUACUACAAGUCAUUAACCAUUAGGAGAAAAAGUUUUGAGAUACUUGUAAGGUAGAGUUAAACCAUCAGCGGAGAAGAAUGUAAAAGUACAGUCAGACCUUAAGUUGUGGCAAACAGCACAUCAUGUUUGAAGAUAAUCAGUUUUACUAACUUUUAAAGGGGUGGUUUGACUAUUUUAAAGCGGGUUGUAUGAGGUAGUUGUCAAUAGUGUCAAUAGUUGGUGAUGGAAAACACAAACCGUAAACAUGGGUAGACACUGUGGCCUUGUUUGGACAAGAACUGCUCCGUUGAGAAUAGAAAAGUAUCUCAUCUGUGUGUGUGUGAAUAUAAAAGAAAUGCAAUGACUUGGUAGCAUUGUGAAAAUGAUCUCUGUGCAAAUUGAUGCACAAAAACAAGAGAAAACACUGUUUGUGCCGUUCUUUAGAAAUAAAAGUCUGCUGGUGUCUGUUGGUCAGGUGUCACUGACUAUUUAGACACUUAGAAACCUGAAGCAGACAGUCAAUUUAAAGUAAAAACUCAAUAUAUUCCAAUGCUUUACUGCACUUAAUGUUAUAUUUCAAAUUCAGCUGUUUUUUAAGCAGUGAAAUGAGCAGCAGUUUGCACUCAGUUUGACAUCCAAGCACACGCCUUGUGGUGUCCCACCCAGUAGUUUUUAACUAUUGUUUGGCUCAGGGUAAUUGCAUGUUAUAAAAAUAGAUGUAUAUUCACCUGCAGUUCAAGUAAGAACUACACUCAGUUCAAAAUAAAUCUCUUCCAUAGGCUCACAACUCCGGUGACUGUCUAAAUGAGGUUUCACUCUUAAGGGUUGAUCAUUAUAUUUAUGAUAAAACCUAAUAUAAUAACUCAGGAAACCUAUCACUACAACAAGAGGUUAUACAUACAGCAGGUUAGCUGAUGUGAGGAUGCAUUUUUAAUAAGUGAAGACUUCUUCAAAGGUACACUUAUGAGGUCAGAGGAAUGGAUCUAACUUCACUCAGUUUGAAACACAGAAACUAACAUUUUCUUUAAUCCCACCAGAUGAAGAUGUUCCCAACCAAUGCAGGAUACCGCAACGUGUUUCGGCCUGUGCAGCCUCUGCAUGGCAGAACAAUCUUAACCACCACAUCUGCAACCAGUCAUCCUGGUCCCACCAUUUAUAUUCUUCUACUGGCAUGCCUCUGUGCUUUUUUAAAUAAUUUGCAUUUUUAAGAUAAUAGAAACUGAAGCUACGGUGAAGAUCAUACAUUGCACUAACUAAAUGUCUUGCACUUUUGGGAAUUAUGAUUGAUUUUGUGGCUUUAAUUGUAACCCUGACUACUAACUAAAGUAGCUACUGCAGAUAUUAUUGCAGUCUGUUUAUAAGAGUAGUACUCCAUUACUGGGAAAUCACUUGUAACCUUUUAAAAAGUAUAAAAUAAAAAGUUGUAUCAAAUGUGCUCAAAUGCUUGUUUGAAUCUGUUUCACUGCUGGUGAAGUUUUGUUUCAGAGUAGAAACAACUUAGGCAUUUCAUUUUGAUAUUAAUCUUAUGUCGGGUAAAUUAAAGUUAAUAUUUCAAGCAACAGCAUCACUGCUAUCCCUUGUUCAGUGUAAAGUGGUGUGCUUGUUCAUUUCUGUGUAAUGUGCCACUCAAGGUUGAAUAUAUAAGUCUGUAUACGUGUGGCAAUUUUUUCCCCUUCAUUACAUGGGACAGCUGAAGAGGGACAGGAAAUGUUGGAUAGUGGAGAGUGAGGGAAGAUAUUCAGCAUUGUCCUCUAUGUAUGGGUCUGUGCUUAAACCACAAGGUCAGUCAAUGCCUGGGGUAAUACUCCAUUUUGGACAGAAGGCCUUUACACUGAAUACUUUAUCCUUCAUUUUGCUUCAGAACAAACAGGAUUAUCACACCAUUAAAGUGAUCAAACUAUUUGUUAACAUAGCUAAUAAGGCCUUAUAACACUUGAUGACAGAGUUCAACCACCCUGGGCUUUCAGUAACUUCAUGAGAACGUGCACUAAAAUUUAAAUGAGAUAACCCCACCCCUGUUUACUCACAUUGUGAAAGCAUUUAGAGGUUUCACAUGAUUACAGUGUUGGCACAGGAUAAAGAAGCACGUGCAUUUUUUUUUUCAAGGAAAUAAUAACUCAUUUAAUUAGUUUGUGUUUUAACUGACGUCUACCAUGUAAACUAUAACAUGGCCAUCAUAAUUAUGAAUCAUGUCUGCUGAAUGUCCAUCUUGGCGAACAGGUUAGCGUCACGUUGAGCAUACAGUAUUUUUUAUUUUUUUUUGUCUACCUCCUUGCUGACAGCCUUAGUUCCCGAACAGCUGACAAACCUGUUCAUUAGAGAAGGAAAACAGUUUUUUUUUAUUUAUGAAUUUAAGAAACUCACUCAAAAUAAGCUAAUCCAUUCUAAAAAGCUUUGAAAGCUGGUAAAGAUGUCGAAAACAUCACAACCCCCAAGAUCCCUUUAAUAGAGGCAUGUCAAGGGAAUGAAAAACUAAUGUUAAUUGGUAAAUCAACAAAAUAUAUUUCUAAUGAUAUAGGCACUGGAAAUAAAGCGCACUACCAACCAAAUUCUGACUUGAACAAAAGCACAAAAACUUCUUGGUUUGUUUUUUCUAAAGAUUGUGAUUUAAUGAAUUCAAUAUAAAAAGGUACUAUGAGGACUUUUUGAUAUCUAUGAAAAAUAUACGUAUAUACUGAUGCCCUUUUAUGUUAUGUUAAAGCAGACAACACCAUCAGCUUUUAUAUGUAGUCUUUUUAAAUACCCAGAACAGGUGUAAAGCAGCAGGCUAUUGGUGAACAGUUAAAGAAACAACCCUGUUUUUUCAGUUCCAUAUAAAGUAUUAACAAUAAAUGAGACAUUUGACUAUCAGAAGUCAGAGGGAUAAGAUUUAUCUUCAUAAAGGACAAGAAAAGCAAAGACUCCUUUGGCCACAGGGGGUGCCAAAGUUGACAAUCCAAAAGUUCCUCACUGGAUCUUUAAGAUAGGAAGAAUAGUUUAACAAGUUUUUGAAAGCCAAGGGUUCCGACUUUGACCUUUAGACGUCCCCCAAAACAUGCCUUCUCUAUGUGUAUGCUUUUUUUUGUACAAUACUAGUUAACAAAAAAAAAACCCAAAAAAAACCAGACACAUUGUGACUAUGCAAAAGGAUCAACAUUACUGAAAUAGUGAAGAAAAAAUAUUUAAUUCCUUCUAACCAUCCGUGGUGUAAACUAAAAAUCCUUAUUUGAUGGGCCUGUUCAAAAGUUGUGCUAGUUUUUAAGUAGUGAGUGACUAAAAGAAAACAGGCUUACAUCAAUUUAGCCAAUGUCUGACUGGUAAGGAGAGUAGGAAAAUAAAAUACCCAGAGCUCUGUAUAAUGAACAUUACACAGCAUUAGACAAGUUAAAACAUGGAUUUUAUAAUGGCUCUGUGAAUUAUACAUUUGGCAUACAUGUAGUGUAACCCUCUUAAAUAACACUAGUGCUUGAAUAUUGACUCUUUUCGCUCUUUUUUUUUUUUUUUAAUCUGCCUUCCCAGAUUGACCUGAUCCCAAACAGGGUGUCUGCCAGUUGUUUGACACACCCUGCAACUGGCAUCCCAUCAAUGCACCAUCAGGUGUCUCAAACAUUUACAUGUAAUUAAAUUAAAAUGGGAGAAAAAUAACCUGGGGCAAUUUAGUACAUAGACAACUUGAUUGUCCAGCAAUGCAAUGAGGAUCACAGCCUCAGUGCAUUAAACACUUACACUGCAUGAUGGUAUGUGUUAUGUUCUAGAACCUGUCUAGUGACUCGGUUUCUUAGAAUAAGGGCUGUGAGAAGUUCAACUACGGACAGGUUGUGAUGAACAAGGAAUAAAAUCUUGAUAUGUCACCAUCAAUCAAUCAGCACCUUAGUCUUUGACUCUUGAGCAACUAACAAGAGAUUUUUCGUCUUUUAAAAUUGGGCAAAAGCAGACUUAAAAUGUGUAGGACUGUCUUCACACUGAAACACGGCUGAGAAGGAAACAUCCUUUUUAUUAUCACUUAUUGGGAAAUCUUGAACUACGCCGAGCUCACAGACUCACACACUGAAUCCCUGUUGUCAUUCAAGUCACUGCAAAGGCUUUGGGGUUGAGAUUGUGACUGGGCCAGAGAUCAUAGAAACAUUAAUUUAGUUUUUUCUCCGUAAGAUCUAAUGGGUUUAGUACAGUAUUAUGUAAUUCAUUUAUGUUGCUUGGCCUGGACACAAAUAGUUAAGAUGUAGUUUUCUGAUUUAGUCAUUUGUAGGCCAGUUCAUCUUUCCUUACUCCAGGAUACCACACCAAGCUGGAUAGUACAAAUCAGUGAAUUAGUUAUGUAUAAUUUGAUUACAGAGCUUUGGUUACAGAAACUAAAAAUACCAUACAAAUCUUGGUCAGGAGUAAAAUAAAAUCUACAAUGUUUUUGUGAAAAGUUACCCAAAAAAAUCAAAUUAAAUUUGCCAUAAAAUUCCAUUGACUGUCAAUUAGCAUUCAGUCUGAGUCACGCCUAUCUGGCUCUGAUCUGUCUCUGCUCAACCACUUAUCAACCUCCUCAUCCAUCUGUCUGUCUGUCUGACGUGCUCAGGGGAAAAUAAUAGUCACAUGAACAUGCAGCAAUCCGCCCCAGCCCUGAUCUGAGAGCGCUGACAGGUAACAACACCAUGCUACUAUGCAAAUGAGUCACACUAAUACAACUGAGAGGGUGACUGUGGAUUUAAGUUUUUAUUUUUUUUUAAAGAGAUAUUUUUUUUUAAAUAAAAUGUUUACCACAUUUAGCUCAGAACACCAACAAUCCAGUUUACAGGCAGAAACCUCUAGCAGAACCAGGCUUAUUAUAGUGGACUGUUGUCUACCAUGACCAACUGGCAUAAGUAGAGGCACACAGAGACAGAUAUGUGAAAACAGACUCAGAGAUGUGGAAAUUAUUAUUGAGAAUGUGGAGGGAGUGAGUGACAAACUUUAUACCGGUGCAGGAUACAAGUAGUGGUCCAACAGCAUCUCUUUCUUUCCAGCAGGAGUUAAUGAUGUUUGGGAAGGCCAGUCCAGGUAGCCUGGCUGGGCCAUCCUGUUGCGUGAAUCACUUGAUUGCGAAUCAUCAAGUGUGCAAAUCAUCAAGUGAUUCAUGCAACAGGAUGGCCCAGCCAGGCUACAGUCCAGGCAGCUGGGAUUACUAAACCCUGACUGGCUCUCACCAGAUUUGUUGCUCAAUUUGUAAUACUUGAACUGAAAUGGGUUAUUUGCUGCAUUCCCAUGGAGAUUUCUUUAUCAAGACAAAAUCAUCAAAUUACUGUAAGCACCAAAACCCGCUGAUUGGUCAACACUAUUUGUACUAUGAAUUUACAAGAAAUAAAACCAGAGUACUUCCUAUGGUGGAAAUCCAGUCUCCUGAGUACAGGUGAAAUGUAAAAUGUCAGCGGCUACAUGUUUGCAGAAUUGUCCAAAACACAACUCUAAUGAAUGAUUACCUUGCUUUCUUAAUGCUGGGUUCAACUUUCGCAAACUUGGGCACAUAUUCAAGUGAUGUUUUGCUUUCAAAAUAGGUUUUGAGCUGCACCCAAAUGGCCAAAAAUCUGCUAUUUUGGGGUUAAAAUAAAAAUUUGUUAAAAUAUUUUGACAAUCUCUUUUUUUUCAGUUGUGCCCUCUGCUCUGCUCCUGUUGUAGCCUACUUGGACCAAUUGUGUAGCUGAAUAAAUGAAGAGAUCAGGAGCAGGGCUGGUUAUCUGGUCUUAAUCUUUACCUGGCUGCGACUUCAUGCUGAUGUUGCGGUGCACUGGUGAAGAAGGUGAAACAGAGGGUUUUUUUCUACCUGCAGCUGUUCGUCAUGAAUCCGGUUCUCCUGGAAUAACUCCUUUCAAAAAAAAAAAAAAAAAAAAGAAGCAAUCAGAAAAAGUCAUCAGCCCUGAAACAUUCUUGCAGUGAGAUUAAGUCUUUAGAUGUCUGAUAGAGGCGGUUUCGGGGCAGCUGCCGGAGGGGCUGAGCGGAUAAAAGAGGAUGGCUGAGUAUUCACAGGUGUUUGCAGAUCGACAGGAGGGACAGGUGCGUCAAAGGUAAGACAUUACUACUGCUGCAGCAGCUCAGGUUUAGUGGAGACAGCUGCGCUAGAAGGACCUGCUUCCAAGUGUUUUUUAUUUUUAUUUUUUAUCGCAGCUUAUAGGUUUGUUCGUGCAAUUGAAUGCACUAGACAUUUGUCAUUAUUGUGAUUAAAUCAUUAUGCUUCCAGUAUUUUUCUUAAAACUAGUCAGUAACAAGCAAGUUAGUGGCGUUUGGCUUCAUCACUCAAACACGCCCUAAAACGAUGAAAUCAGCCUAAGUUAGCUGACUCUGUUCUAUUUUUGGAUUUGCAUGGAUUUCUCUUGCACCAGACUUGAUGACUUCACUUCAUGCUCGGUUGUGUCGGCGAAUAGCCUACAAUUUCUAAUGACCUGGUGUUAUAUUUCAGAUGAAGUGGCUUGUAGCUGUGUUUGCUGUGUGCACCUUUGCAUACACAGCCCACUGUGCCGCAAACACUGUUGGUAGGUAUUCAAUUUGAAGUGAUUUUCUUUCCCUUUUGAUGUACUUAAACAGUUUAAAUCUGAAUAGUUUCCCUCUUUCUGCUUGUUUCUGCUGUAAGUGAGUAACUGAGCGUUUUUUCCUCCUCCAGCAUGGUGUUAUCACCUCCCAACUUGCAGUGAGUAAUCUUUUAUGUCUUAAUGUCGCAUUGAUAUUGAACAACUUCACCGCUGCUUCUCGUCAACUAAGUCUUUACCUGUUUUGCAGACGACACCACCUGGCCGACCAUUGCUACUCAGUUCUGCAAUGGCACACGACAAUCACCGAUUGACAUCGUCACACAGAACGCGCAGGGGGACGCCAACCUGACUAACUUUGCCUUCACCAACUACGACAACACGGACGGCCUUGUCAAGAUCGAAAACACUGGAAUGACAGGUGUGCACAGAGACCCUCUAAAAUCUAUCCAUAUGCGGCUUUUAGAAAGGCUUUAAAUGUUAAGAGUGGAAAAUAUGUGUAUCAGAGUACUCUUAGUUGUAUUUCAUAUUCCCCACUCAAUUUUUUUAUUGUCCAUCCUUUCCUCCAUCAUCGCAGUCAAAGUUGGCCUCAAGAGUGGUCUACAAGUCUCAGGGGGAAAUCUGCCAGAGACCUUUGACAGCCUGCAGUUCCACUUGCACUGGGGUAAUGGUGUCUCUACCCCUGGCUCUGAGCACACUGUGAACGGCAAACGAUACCCAAUGGAGGUAAGAUGCACCUUCUUUGACUUUUAAUGAACUUUCCAGUUGUGAUUGUUUUAGUGUUCUCAAACAAAAGUAUUUGCUUUCUCUUCGAUGCACCCUCAGCUGCACAUUGUGAACAGCAAGUCAUCUCUCAAUGGAAACACUACUUUGGCUGUUGCAGACUCUGAAGGACUUGCUGCUCUUGGUUUCUUUAUUGAGGUGAGAAGAGAUGCAUUUGAUUAGUUAUGGUUUAUUUUGAAACUUCUUCUGAGAGAAUUAACCCCCAGAACUCAUUAUCAAGACUUUUUUUUCCCCUGAAUCAAAAUCAAAUUCAGUGCAUCAGUAUUAGAGUUAUGAUUCAAGAUGUUGCUGUUUUUUUUAGUGAUGAUUUUGCAAAAGUCAAAGCUAAACUAAAUGAUGUGUAAACCUUGCAGGAAAUGUCAGGCAAUGCAACCAACAUGCCUGCAAGCUGGCACAACUUGACCUCCUACCUGGCCAGCAUCCCCCACCAAGGUAGGGAGAUGCUUCUUUGUGCUUUUUUUUUUUUUUCACUGUUUCAAGACAAACCUGUCAGCUUUUAUUCAAAGAAUUUUUGUUUCCCCCUCAGGUGAUAGUGCCAGUAUAGCUCCUGGCUUUUCACUGAAUGAUCUAAUUGCUGGAGUAGAUACAUCCCAGUACUACAGGUACCUCGGCUCCUUGACCACACCUAACUGCAAUGAGGCCGUGAUUUGGACUGUGUUCAAGGAUACCAUUAAAGUCAGCAGUGAUAUUGUAAGUUUUUUUUGUUUGCUUUGUUUAAAUCCAGACUGGCUGUGCUUUAAUUGCUUCAUGCAGCUCACUGGUUCAUUCUCUCCCCUGCAGAUCAACCUCUUCAGCACAACGGUUCGCAUCGACAACGCAACCUCGCCUUUCAUGGUGAAUGUUUACAGAAACGUCCAGCCAGCACAGCCAGUCACCACCCAGGUUACCACCACCACCACUGCCCCCACCACCACCAGUUCUGCCACCAAAACUUGCUACUCUUUGGGGUUGAUGGCUCUAGGCCUCGCUCUGCGAAGGAAUUAA
Molecule: messenger RNA, 23112 nt
Organism: Xyrichtys novacula (pearly razorfish)
Lineage: Eukaryota; Metazoa; Chordata; Actinopteri; Labriformes; Labridae
Source: the annotation of a GenBank genome assembly